Messenger RNA from Colletotrichum higginsianum IMI 349063, 2055 nucleotides. RefSeq names its product TOL protein. The transcript is spliced from 3 exons. The coding region runs from base 1 to 2055 and encodes 684 amino acids. NCBI's taxonomy places the organism in Eukaryota, Fungi, Ascomycota, Sordariomycetes, Glomerellales, Glomerellaceae. The record is from RefSeq and is a predicted model, not a curated record.
AUGAUGAUUUGCGAAGAUUGCCAACUGAACAUUUUGAAGUCGGAAAAAACAUGGGAUUACCACCACGCCACCGCUGCCAAGCUGAUUGCUGCCACGGGAUCAGGUUGCGUCUUCUGUCAGAAGCUGGCUGCAUCUGCCGGUGUCAUCCACGGCAAGGAUGAUACCGAGCCCUUAUAUCGGUGGACCAUACGCGAGACUGCUCAAACUAGGGAGACCAAGAGCUACAUCUCAAUCACCUUUCGCCCAGUAGUCAACACUGGGCACGAAAAUAACAAGAGUGAAGAACUCCCAGAAGUCCGGUUCGAUCUGUUCCCUGAAGAAGACCUGGGUUUCAUUACCGAUGAGAAAUCCUUCGGUUUGGGAACCGAUUCCGAGGCAUCCCAAAAACAGAUGAAGAGAUGGAUCGAUCACUGUGUCGAAUCACAUCCCAAAUGCCAGCCCAGCCUUGCCAGCAACGCCUUCAUGCCAACACGCGUUCUGGAUAUCGGCGCCGCAAACGACCCUUGGCCGCCUCUGCAGAUUCGGGUUAUUCAGACAAACACUAUAAGUGAUGAGGCUAGAAAGUACAUGACUUUGAGUCACUGCUGGGGCAAGGAAGCAUUUGUGACGCUCACGGUCGAACGGUUCGACAAGUUCACCAACGAUGGGAUUCCAUGGAGCAACUCUUCUUCGGGAAACGGUAUCUCCAGCAACCAAAACUUUAUCGAUGCCAUCAAAAUCACCCAGAAGCUUGGGAUAAGAUACCUCUGGAUUGACUCUAUCUGUAUCAUACAGGAAGACGAGGAGGACUGGGCGGUCGAGGCGAAGAUUAUGCACAAGGUCUAUCGAUAUUCAUACUGCAAUCUCGCGGCUGUUGACUCGAAGAAUUGUCUCGGCGGAUUGUUCCGAGGUCGUAAACACGGUGUUUUACCCGCCACAUACGACCCUAGAGGCUCCUCCCACAGACUCAGUGGGCGCAAGUGGCGAAUCCUCACGUCCGACCUUUGGGACAAAGAUCUCCUUGGUAGCCCCCUCUAUACUCGCGGCUGGGUCUUUCAGGAACGAAUGCUAUCCCCCCGUCUUCUCCAAUUUGGCCACAGUCAGCUGUUCUGGGACUGUGCCACCAUCUCUGCUUGCGAAGCACUCCCUGAAGGUUUCCCCCUCUCCCUUGACGCCAAGGCCGCCUCGGACCGGCACUGGCGCCAGCGUUUGCAAGAAGCCGAUAUCACCCAGCGCUCACCAGCCAAGGGCUCCCAGGGCUCUCUCGAGACGCUGUGGGAGAGCUCCGUCAGCGCCUACACGGCUUGCGACCUCACAAAACACUCCGACAAGGACAAGGCCAUGUGGGGCAUUGCGAAGCUCAUGCGCGACAUGCUGGGGCAGGAGUACGCACACGGGCUGUGGUCGACCUGCCUUGAGGAGCAACUCGCAUGGCGCGUAGCCGGUCGACCAAAAGUGGUAGAUCCUGAGAAGGCGCAGGGAAACACAGCCGGAGAGAAGGGGGACACGAGCAAUGAGAUAUCUUUCCCGUAUUGGUCGUGGACUCACUUGGAUGUGCCCAUCCAAGUUGUACCAAGAUUUCGAGAUAGAGGCCGGUUUUACCGGGCGACCAACCAUGAUGGAGGUAAAGUCGGCUUCCAGUUUAAAAACCCAUUCAGUGGUUGGAUGAAGCGUGAAAACUUUCCUGGAGGAGAGGAAGAGUUCGACAGAAUGACAGGGAAGUCUAUCAACGCAGAGGAAGAGCAUGGGAAAGCUGAGGCGAAGAUUGUCUCUGGGAAGCAGACCGAUCCGACGGGAAACGCUUGGAAACCAGACGAAAGCUCCAAGCUGGCUUAUGAAGAGAUUACCAUCCAAGGACAUGUAUGCAAAGGUACGCUUAAAUUCGUGUCUGUUGAGGAGCGGUGGGAGGUUGCCAUCGAAGGAGUUCAGGGCACUGCGGUAAUCGAGGCAUUUCCCGACGUCCAAACCCCAAGCACGCAGUUCCUUGCGAAUUCCUGGUGCUCGUGGCAUCAAGGGCUUUGCUGGAUGAAGCAGGACGCGAGAUUGUCAACACUGACAGUCCCAACAUUGACAUAA